AUGGUGCGGCUUCAUGUUGUGAUUCGCGUUGGCAGUGCGGAGGGUGACGUACAGACUGCUCAUGUGACAUUCUCCGAGCAAAAGUCGAUGGAGACUGCUCUACUGCUGACGCGCGCCCGUGACCUGGAUGCUAGGCUGGCUUUCUCUAGCUCUGCUGCUGCAGGUACUGCUGCCAUUCGUGAUGGCAUCGUCGCCCUGCCAUCCACAAUCUCUGAAGGAGCCAAAACCGUUGGCACCAACGUCUCAGAAGGAGCCAAGGUGGUGGGCUCUACAAUGGCAGAGGGUGCUAAGGCUGUUGGAUCAACAGUCUCAGAGGGAGCUAAAGUUGUUGGAUCAAGCGUUGCAGCCACUGCUGAUACUAUCGACAAGAGGCUAUACAUCUCACAGAGUUUCAAAGCAGGGACAGGAGCCUUGGCCAAGUCCUUGAGUGUCGUUGAUGAAAAGCUGCACCUGUCUGAGACCACCAGAGGGGCGUUUGUGGCUGCGGAGACAAAGCUGAACGAGGCUGGAGAGAUUUUGGUGCAGAAUAAACUCAUUGCCUCCAGCAAGGACUUCGUCAUGGGUGUCACUUCCAAGAUAUCAAACAUUGUUGAAGGGGAGGCGAAGGCAUCUCUAGAUGCUGCCGCUUCCACGGAGGGAAGCAAGGAUGGGGGCGAAGCAGCCAAGCCAGUCGAGCCUGAAACGGAGGGAGCAGCUGCCAAAAACACUGUAGCCGAUGCUUCUCCAGCUGCCCCAGAUGCGUCGCCUGUUGAUGCGGCAGCAGAAGCGACCAAGACAGCGUCAGAUGCUCCCGCACCAGCUAGUAAGUCCAAGGAUGAAGACACCCCAGUUUUCUGA
Molecule: messenger RNA, 837 nt
Organism: Closterium sp. NIES-65
Lineage: Eukaryota; Viridiplantae; Streptophyta; Zygnematophyceae; Desmidiales; Closteriaceae
Source: the annotation of a GenBank genome assembly